Molecule: messenger RNA, 2349 nt
Organism: Seriola aureovittata
Lineage: Eukaryota; Metazoa; Chordata; Actinopteri; Carangiformes; Carangidae
Gene: rnft1
Product: ring finger protein, transmembrane 1
Exons: 9
Coding region: 149-1426 (425 amino acids)
Biological process (GO): positive regulation of ERAD pathway
Cellular component (GO): endoplasmic reticulum
Molecular function (GO): ubiquitin protein ligase activity
Source: RefSeq, a predicted model, not a curated record
UGCUGUCGUAAACAACGUCAAGAUGUCUGAAUGAGCAGUUUAUGGCUUAGCCCGAAAGCUAACAACUUGAUUUUCUUUUUAGUUUACUUUUACUUUGGUUUCGUUUGGCGACUUGGAAAUUGUAUUAGAUGGGGACCAAGAGCUUACCAUGAAACUCCGGGUGCAGAAUGACAGGAGUGAUUCCAGAAGAACACUGAAACUGAGGGAGUCUCCUACUGUGAUGCAGCCUAAUUCAAGUGAGCGGGACGCUCAUGCAGGCAAUGGUUUAUCCCUAACUCUGCAACCAGAGCUUCUCACCAGGACACCAGCCCCUGGUGCAGCUGCUGCCAGCCCUGAGAGUAAUGAAGUACGGAUACCCAUGACAAGUGGGUCUGGGGAGUCUAGUGGAGGCACGUCAUCCAGGAGAUCCAGAGUCAGCUCCCACAGCCACUCCCAUUCACAUUCACAUGGACAUAAUCGGGCACAGCAUCACUCCAAUUCAGAGCCUGAGCUUGACCCUCCUGACUCUGAUCUGGACUCAGGAGAACCCAGCACCUCCUUGUCUGAGCUUCGCUGUCUCUUCCGCUGGCUCCAAAAGAGUCUUCCUUUCCUUGUCAUACUGUGUGCUAAACUGGUCAUCCAACAUGCUCUUGGUCUAGCAGUUGGGGUUGGCCUCUUCACAACUUUUUUAUAUGUGAAUAAAAGCAUUCAAAACCAAGUCUUUCUUCAGGAUCAUCACUCAAAGCUGCAGUGUGUAUGGCUGCUGCUCUUCCUGAUCUCUUCCACCCUUCUGCUCUACUACACUUUUCUCACUGAGACACUUUAUCAUUGCCUAUUCUUCCUCAGCCCAGCCAUUGAGCCGCUGGGUUUCUGGGAGGUUCUGUGGGCAGUUGGCAUCACAAACUUCAUAAUAAAGUUCCUCUUUAUGGGGAUUAAGUGCCUUAUUCUGCUGCUGCCAUCUUCACUGGUGACCUACAGAGCCCAGGGGAGAUGGCUGAUGCUGACUGAGGAGCUGGGUCAAGUGCACCAGGCCAUGGCUCCAGUUUCACUGUGGUUCCGCUACCUGGUCAUCUACCAGGAGGCUGAUGGCACGCCUGGACUCACGCUAGGGGUCCUGCUGGCUUUGCUCUACCUCAUACUGAAGCUUUUAGGAUUGUACGGACAGUGGACAUCUUUACUGAAAACUGUGAGGAUAUUUCUGAAGGGCGAGCAUACAGGCACAGCAGCCACUAGGAGUCAGUGCAGCGAGGCCGGAGACGUCUGCCCUAUCUGUCAGGGAGAGUACAGGGAGCCUCGGGCUCUACUCUGUCAGCACAUAUUCUGUGACGAAUGCAUCGCUCUGUGGUUUAACCGGGAGAAGAGCUGCCCCCUCUGCCGGACUGUGAUCACAGAAAAAGUCUAUAAAUGGAGGGAUGGAGCCACAUCUCCACACCUGCAGAUUUAUUGAUUGAUAAGGUACAGGUCGGGAGCUUUUGAGUGUGGGACAUUGGUAUUAGCUUGUAUUUAAAUAUGUGAUUUUCUAUGGCUGUCAAACCCCACUGACAAGUAAUGUUGUACACACUGUUUGAUUCAUCAGGCAAGGGCUGUGCCCGUUUUGGGCCGAGGUCAGUAAGGUCGCACAAAUUGCACCUACAGCAGGCAUGUUUCCAGCUUAUUUACCAGUACAUCCCUGCUUGUCAUUGACAGACAACUGAAAAUUGAUUAUUUUCAUGCCCUCAAGUGUUUUUUUAUUUUUUUUAUUAUUUUUAGUUGUUUCCUUUUGUGUUGCUUUUAUUUACCUUUAAUCUUAAUAUAAACUUUCCUCAUGGGGCAACAAAUUGUUCUACUUCCACUGUUUCUUCUACUUGUAAAUAUGGGGACAACAGAGAAUUAUAUUAAAAAAAAGUAUUUUAAACAGAUUUUUCCUGUCAUACGUUUGAACAAACAUGCAACACAUGAACCUUCUUAUCCAGUGUUUUCUAAAUUUGUUGACACGACUUUUCUGAUUUGUAACAAUGAAUGUGUUGAGGUCAGCAGCUGCACACCUCUGCUCAGGAGUGCUUUUAGGAUGACAAGUACAGAGCAGUGUCACAUCGUCCAGUUAUGACCAUGACAAGGAAAAAGGAUCUGUUUAUGUGAUGGGUAAACAGUUUGCCUUUUGCUUUCAGCGACAAUUUUUUUCACAACUGGUAAAAAGAAUACAAAUGAGCUUGUAAGAUUGAUUUACACAUAAAUUAUUUUUCUAUAGAGGUGACUUGGCCUCGUUUUUGUAAAAAACCAAAGACUGGGAGAAACAUCUAUUUUAUUAUGUAUGAAAAUCAUUACACUGUGUUAUUUUUUAUCCAUUUAGAUCCAUAAACUAUCUGAAUAAAGAUCUACAUUUGAAUGAUG